UUUGCUUUGUGGAGCAGAGCGAUCUUAGGCUUAGAUGCUUUUAGCAACAACUCACUAAAUUAUAUUGAAAAUUUAGAUAAUAACAAUCCAUUAUUAUCUUAGGAUAUAGUAGUUACAGCUAAUCUUUUUACAUUAAAUUAUUUCAUGAAGAGUGGGAAGUCAGAAAGGUUUGGAAGCGAACCUUAUCCAAUCAGACAGACAACGUGUUUUCCUAUCGCAAGCUAGGGAACAACAGAAGAGAGAGUCCAAACUUUCUCUCAAACUGUUAUUUGUUAGAAGACGAGUUGACGACCAACGUGCAAUCCCCGAAGACCGAGGAGAUGGCGAGUUCAGUGGGAAAUGUGGCCGACAGCACAGAACCAACAAAACGUAUUCUUUCCUUCCAAGGGUUGGCCGAACUGGCGCACCGCGAGUACCAGUCAGGAGAUUUUGAGGCAGCUGAGCGCCACUGCAUGCAGCUAUGGAGGCAGGAGCCUGAUAACACAGGCGUGUUAUUGCUUCUGUCCUCCAUCCAUUUCCAGUGCCGAAGACUUGACAGGUCUGCUCACUUCAGCACGUUGGCGAUCAAACAGAACCCAAUGCUUGCUGAGGCCUACUCCAAUCUCGGGAACGUGUACAAGGAACGUGGGCAGCUGCAGGAAGCCAUAGAGCACUAUCGCCAUGCACUGAGGCUGAAGCCAGAUUUCAUUGAUGGCUACAUCAACCUGGCGGCAGCUCUGGUGGCCGCAGGAGACAUGGAGGGGGCUGUGCAGGCAUACGUGUCUGCAUUACAGUAUAACCCGGAUCUCUAUUGUGUGCGUAGUGACCUCGGUAAUUUACUGAAAGCUCUUGGACGUUUGGAAGAGGCUAAGGCUUGUUACCUGAAAGCCAUUGAGACUCAGCCCAACUUUGCAGUGGCUUGGAGCAACUUGGGUUGUGUGUUCAAUGCCCAGGGAGAAAUAUGGCUUGCCAUUCAUCACUUUGAAAAGGCAGUGACUCUGGACCCAAACUUUCUUGACGCAUACAUCAAUUUGGGCAACGUUCUGAAAGAAGCCCGGAUCUUUGACAGAGCUGUGGCUGCCUACCUGAGAGCCCUGAGUCUGAGUCCCAACCAUGCUGUCGUCCAUGGCAACCUGGCCUGUGUCUACUAUGAGCAGGGACUCAUUGACCUUGCCAUCGACACCUACCGCCGCGCUAUUGAAUUGCAGCCACACUUUCCUGAUGCCUACUGCAAUCUGGCUAAUGCCCUGAAAGAGAAAGGCAAUGUGUCUGAAGCAGAAGAGUGUUACAACACAGCUUUGCGUCUGUGUCCAACACAUGCCGACUCCCUUAACAACUUGGCCAACAUAAAGCGUGAGCAGGGCAACAUUGAAGAAGCUGUUCAGCUUUACAGAAAAGCCUUGGAAGUGUUCCCAGAGUUUGCUGCAGCUCACUCUAACCUGGCCAGUGUCCUGCAGCAGCAGGGCAAACUCCAGGAGGCCCUCAUGCAUUACAAGGAGGCUAUAAGGAUCAGCCCCACAUUUGCUGAUGCCUAUUCCAACAUGGGCAAUACAUUGAAGGAAAUGCAAGAUGUUCAGGGAGCGCUACAGUGCUACACUCGUGCCAUCCAGAUUAACCCAGCCUUUGCUGACGCUCACAGCAAUUUGGCCUCUAUCCACAAGGAUUCUGGAAACAUCCCAGAGGCCAUUGCAUCUUAUCGCACAGCUCUGAAACUCAAGCCAGACUUCCCUGAUGCUUAUUGCAACUUGGCUCAUUGCCUGCAGAUUGUGUGUGACUGGACAGAUUACGACGAGCGGAUGAAAAAGCUUGUUAGCAUCGUGGCCGACCAGCUGGAAAAGAACCGCUUGCCCUCGGUGCACCCACACCACAGCAUGCUUUACCCGCUGUCUCACAGCUUCCGCAAGGCCAUUGCCGAACGCCACGGAAACCUUUGCCUGGACAAGAUCAAUGCACUACACAAACCUGCGUUUGAGCACCCCAAGGACCUGAAGAGCAGCAGCGGUCGCCUGCGCAUUGGUUAUGUCAGCUCAGACUUCGGCAACCACCCAACCUCUCAUCUGAUGCAGUCCAUCCCAGGAAUGCACAAUCCUGAAAAAUUUGAGGUUUUCUGCUACGCUCUUAGUCCUGACGACGGUACCAACUUCCGCGUGAAAGUGGUUGCAGAAGCUCAUCAUUUCACAGACCUCUCCCAGAUUCCUUGCAAUGGCAAGGCAGCUGAUCGUAUUCAUCAGGACGGGAUCCACAUUCUGGUCAACAUGAACGGAUACACAAAGGGAGCCCGCAAUGAGCUGUUCGCCCUUCGCCCUGCCCCUGUCCAAGCGAUGUGGCUUGGUUACCCUGGAACCAGUGGUGCUCCCUUCAUGGACUACAUCAUCACUGACAAGGAGACGUCUCCUGUUGAAGUAGCUGAACAGUACUCUGAAAAACUGGCCUACAUGCCCAACACCUUCUUCAUUGGAGAUCAUGCCAACAUGUUCCCUCACCUCAAGAAAAAGGCAGUUAUUGAUUUCAAAUCGAACGGACACAUCUUUGACAACCGGAUUGUUCUCAACGGCAUUGAUCUGAAAGCUUUCUUGGACAGUCUGCCGGAUGUCAAAGUGAUAAAGAUGAAGUGUGACAACAACCAGGAUCCUGCUGCCGGAGACGCAAACGGAGCCUUGUCCAUGCCUGUGAUUCCCAUGAACACAGCAGCAGAGGCAAUCAUCAACAUGAUCAACCAAGGCCAAAUCCAGGUCACGAUCAAUAACUUCACAGUCAGCAACGGACUGGCCACCACACAGAUCAAUAAUAAAGCUGCAACCGGGGAGGAGGUGUUGCGGACCAUUGUGGUGACAACUCGCUCCCAGUAUGGUCUGCCUGAGGACUCUAUUGUAUACUGCAACUUCAACCAGCUCUACAAGAUUGAUCCUCCUACACUCCAGAUGUGGGCCAAUAUCCUGAAACGUGUGCCCAACAGUGUGUUGUGGCUUCUUCGCUUCCCUGCUGUCGGCGAACCAAACAUCCAGCAGUACGCUCAGAACAUGGGCCUGCCGGCAUCUCGCGUUAUUUUCUCCCCCGUGGCUCCCAAGGAGGAGCACGUGAGAAGAGGCCAGCUGGCUGACGUGUGCCUGGACACUCCUCUGUGCAACGGUCACACUACAGGCAUGGAUGUUCUCUGGGCUGGAACCCCUAUGGUAACUAUGCCAGGUGAGACUCUUGCGUCCCGUGUGGCUGCCUCACAACUGAACUGCCUGGGCUGCCCAGAGCUGAUCGCUCAAACUCGCCAGGAAUAUGAGGACGUAGCCGUCAAACUGGGAUCUGACAUGGAGUUCCUGAAGAUGAUCAGAGCAUGCGUUUGGAAACACCGAAUCUGCAGCCCCCUGUUCAACACCAAGCAGUACACAAUAGACCUGGAAAGGCUCUACCUGCAAAUGUGGGAGCAUCACAGCAACGGCAGCAAGCCAGAUCACUUGGUCAAACACCAAACAGUGGAGGCCAGCGAGAACGCCUGAAAUGUUAAAUCCCAACUGUUUUUAACCCUGAUCAGCAGCCUAGUUCGAAUGGUCAGGUUUCACUCAAACUCCCUCCCCUUCAGGGACUGUUUCCAUAUUUCUCAUUUACUCCAAACUGGAACCCUUACUUUGAAAGAACUCACACAUGAUUACGCUUGGAGUCCCAUUAUGUUUGUCAUCCGAUGAGCCAGAUGAACCCUGAGACAUUUUCAGGCGACUUGUCUGAGCCUCUUGUACUGAAACACUUGGUGUACUUUGUGAGCAUGAGAAGGUUGUGAAUACCUUGCUUUCCCUCGGUACUUCAGAGCAGUGGAUUUCCUUUUAAUCCCGUUGUCAUGCGUACAGGACUAAUCGCAGCUUGUGGAGAGAAUGCCCUGCCAUCUUUACUUGUUGUAUUUAGAAAAAGAUUAAGAGUGUUGUACGUUUUAAAAUGACAAUGUUACACCAUUUAAAUUGUUUCGUCAGCUUUAUCAAGCAAGUAUGAGACAUAAACUGCAUCUUUUGUUUUGUUUAUGCAAGCUAUUCUUAAAUGGCUGCAACAAGUAAUUGUGCGAAUUUUGAAAAACUUCCUCCCAAAACAAAAAUGCCAACAUUUAUUGAUUUAGUCAAAGAAUUUGUUCUGUAGGUGUUGUCCUUUUUGAUGUCAAACUGAGUUUGUUCUAAUUGAUUGGACAAAAAAGUUAUUUUGGAAAGCGACUAAACAUCAAUUAAAGCAUCAAAAUGAUCUCCUAAUAGAUUUAGUUUUUUAACACAUACCAGGAAUGGGAUUGGUAAGUAUUUUCUAAACCGUUUUUGUUUUUUAUUGUUUAACUGUGCUGUCGGUGAAGCUGCAAGUCUCUACAUAUACCGUAAAUAAAAAAUGGAGAUUGAAACCAAA
Molecule: messenger RNA, 4347 nt
Organism: Girardinichthys multiradiatus
Lineage: Eukaryota; Metazoa; Chordata; Actinopteri; Cyprinodontiformes; Goodeidae
Gene: ogt.1
Product: O-linked N-acetylglucosamine (GlcNAc) transferase, tandem duplicate 1
Exons: 22
Coding region: 321-3470 (1049 amino acids)
Biological process (GO): protein O-linked glycosylation
Molecular function (GO): protein binding; protein N-acetylglucosaminyltransferase activity
Source: RefSeq, a predicted model, not a curated record